Molecule: messenger RNA, 3104 nt
Organism: Hypanus sabinus (Atlantic stingray)
Lineage: Eukaryota; Metazoa; Chordata; Chondrichthyes; Myliobatiformes; Dasyatidae
Product: oocyte zinc finger protein XlCOF6-like
Exons: 2
Coding region: 313-1266 (317 amino acids)
Biological process (GO): central nervous system development; regulation of transcription by RNA polymerase II
Cellular component (GO): nucleus
Molecular function (GO): RNA polymerase II cis-regulatory region sequence-specific DNA binding; DNA-binding transcription factor activity, RNA polymerase II-specific
Source: RefSeq, a predicted model, not a curated record
AAAUCUUUUACAUCACCAGUUGAGAAAAUCGGCAUUAGUACUCUUUUCCAUAGAUGCUGCCUGGCCUGCUGAACUCCUCCAGUAUUUUGUGUGUGUUGCUUCCUCUACCUCCUCUUGCUCUGGACUAUUCUACCGGUUGAAAACCACAAGGAAUUUGUCUACGGGAAUUCAAUCAACCAUCCUUCCUGCUCAGACUGUGGGGAGGGAUUCACUCGGUCAUCUGACCAACUGGCACAUCUGUCAUUUUACACAGGGGAGAGGCCGUUCACCUUGUCCGACGUCGGGAAUGGAUUCAAUCGGUCAUCUGACCUAAUGGCUCACCAGCGAGUUCACACCAGGGAGCGGCCAUUCACCUGCUCAGUCUGUGGGAAAGGAUUCACUCUGUCAUCCACGCUACUGGUACAUCAGCGAGUUCACACUGGGGAGAAGCUGUUCACCUGCUCAGACUGUGGGAAGGGAUUCACACUGUCAUCCCGCCUACUGGUACAUCAGCAAGUUCACACUGGGGAGAAGCCGUUCACCUGCUCAGUCUGUGAGAAGGGAUUCACUCAGUCAUCCACCCUACAGAGACACCAGCGAGUUCACACCAGGGAGAAGCCAUUCACCUGCUCAGAAUGUGGGAAAGGGUUCACUCAGUCAUCUGAACUACUGGCACAUCAGUCUGUUCACACUGGGGAGAGGCCGUUUACCUGCUCAGACUGUGGGAAGGGAUUCACUCAGUUAUCCAACCUACAGAGUCACCAACGAGUUCACACUGGGGAGAAGCCGUUCAUCUGCUCAAACUGUGGGAAGGGAUUCACUCAGUCAGCCACACUACAAAGACACCAGUCAGUUCACACUGGGGAAAGGCCAUACACCUGCUCAAUCUGUUGGAAGGGAUUCACUCAGUCAUCUGAUAUGCUGGCACACCAACGAUUUCACACUGGGGAGAGGCCGUUCACUUGCACAAACUGUGGGAAGAGAUUCACUCAGUCAUCCACCCUACAGAGACACCAGUCAGUUCACACUGGGGAGAGGCCGUUCACCUGCGCAUACUGUGGAAAGGGAUUCACACGGUCAUCCACCCUAUUGGCACACCGGUCAGUACACACUGGGGAGUGGCCAUUCACCUGCAGUGAAUGUGGGAAGGGAUUCACUCAGUCAUCCAAACUACUAACACAUCAGUCAGUUCACACUGGGGAGAGGCCGUUCACCUGCGGUGAAUGUGGGAAGGGAUUCACUCAGUUAUCUCAUCUACUGAGACACCAGCGAGUUCACACUGGGUAGAGGCCGUUCACCUGCUCAGACUUUGAGAAGAGAUUCUCUCAGCUAUCUCCACCAAAUGUGUGUCAUUCAGUUCACACAGGGGAGUGACUGUUCAGCUGCUGUGAAUUUGGGGAAAGAUUCACUCAGUAAUCAAACCUUGUGAUACACCACAGGUUUCACACAGGGGAGAAAGUUUCAAUGAGCUGCAUGCUGGAUAUUUGUCCAUCGCCGUUGCUGAAUGCAAUUUCGGGACUGACUGUUGGUGCUGAACUCUGCAAUUAUUGCUGCUGCUCACCACUCCCAGUUCUGCACGUUGGUCACUGGGCAUGGGAGGAGUUUCUUCUGCUGCACAUUCACCUUUAAUGGGACUGGAGUUUAAUACUCUGAAUCUGAGUCAAGUAAAUCAGUUCUAUUUUAAACUCUGUCUCUGGUACUUAGAGAAUUUAUAACACACCUUGUGUACAGUGGAAAGUCAACUCGGGCCAGCUGGACCCUGCCAGUGAUUCUGUUCCAGGUCAGUCCUUUUAAAUGCUCCCCUGUUGUUCACCUGUCACUCUCCCUGUGGGAUGUGUUCCAAAUAGUCACUACUCUGUGGGUGAAGAGGUUUCCCUUGAAUUCUCUGCAGAUUGAAGAAGUCGAGCUGACUGCAGUUCUGUCUGAGAAGUUCUUCACUCAGUUACCCUCCUUAACCACGACUCAUUUCCACAUGAUGGGUCAUUUCCCCAGCUUCUGAAGGGUUGUUGAAAGCACCACUGCCCUCUAAAGACUGAAAGCAGAAUGGGAAAGCAUUUGUUGGAUGUUCAACGGAUCAGGGUCAGAAACCAGAGGCAGGUCGGCACAGGAGCAGAGUUUGGGGCUCUGGACGAUGGUCGGGGUAAGAAAGUACGAUGAGGAAAAGGGAAUGAGCAGCGGGGCGUGGCAACGAAUGACAGAGUAGCAACAUUUGGAAGCUGAUUGAUGGAGAAAAUCUUUUGUUCGUCUGACUGAUGACACAAACAAUGCCUGUGGUGAGGUGCUCCACUGGUUGAGGAACAUGUAUGUUGGGAACGGUUUUUUCUAUUGAGGGAGUUGUUCCUGCUUGUUUAUCCGGUAAUAUUAUUAAUGGCCUUCUAGGUUCCUCCAGCAGUUUGUGUAUGUGUUGCUUGGACUUCCAGCAGCCACAGAUUCUCUCCUGUUUUUGAUAAGAGCAAAAGCCGGGUCAUAUAAUAUAGCAAGAAAACAGUGGAAAGUGAGAGGAUUGGAAAGUAAUUACAUAACCAACAGGAGACAACUAAAAAAGAAAAAACACUGGAGAGAAAAGAUGAAAAAUUAAGGUAAGUGAGCCAAUAAUAUCAGGUAUCAAAAGUUGUUCACAUACAUAAAGAGUAAAGGAGAGGCAAGAGUUGAUAUUGUACCGCUGGAAGAUGAUGCUGGUGAGUUAGUAAUAGAGUAAAGAAGUAGCGGCUGAAUGUAAUAAUUAUUUUGUGUCAAUAUUCACUGUGUAAGACACCUGCAGUACAAGACAAUAAGACAUAGGAGCAGAAUUAGGCCAUUCAGCCCCAUCAAGCCUGCUCUGCCGUUCUAUCAUGGCUGAUCCCGGUUCUCACUCAACCCCGCGCACCUGCCUCCUCGGCAUAUCCUGCAAUGCCCUGACUGAUCAACAAAAUAUUAGCGUCUGCCUAAGAUGUACCCACUGACUUGGCCCCCACCGCCGUCUGUGUCAGAGAAUUCCACAGAUUCACUGCCCUCUGACUAAAUAAAAUCCUCCUUAACUACUCUGAAAAGUUGCUCCUCAGUUUGCAGGCUGUGCCCUCUGUUAUGGCUACCCCCACCAUGCGGAGUCCUCUCCUCAUCCACACUAUUUAAACCUCUCCACAUUC